CUUCAGAUGAAAAGCUUUUACGUAGGUCCUACCUAGCCGUCCACAGAGUAUUAAAAUCUGACUCCUUCCAUUCUCGUAAAUUUUUGGGUCUUGUACCAAAUUGAAGAUAUGAGAGAUGCAGAAUGCUAAGGUUAAAUAGCUAGAUAAUACUAAUUCAGACUGGAAUAUUCUUCAUAGAGUGCGUGGGGGAAGCCUAAGGGUCAGAGGAAGAAGCAUUCUAGAGAGACAAAGACAAAUGUUUUCCACAGGAACCCUCCUUCUGGCUGCUCUGAUUUCACCUGCACUGGCUGGACCAUGGGCUAUUAUCUGUGCUGGCAAGUCUUCCAAUGAGAUCCGGACAUGUGAUGCUCAUGGCUGUGGCCAGUACACGGCUCAGAGAAAUCAGAAGCUUCACCAGGGUGUAGAUGUCCUGUGCUCAGAUGGCUCUACUGUUUAUGCACCUUUCACCGGAAAGAUCAUGGGCCAGGAGAAACCUUAUAAAAAUAAAAAUGCCAUUAAUAAUGGUGUUCGGAUCUCUGGAAGAGGUUUCUGCAUUAAAAUGUUCUACAUCAAGCCAAUUAAAUAUAAAGGUUCUAUCAAGAAGGGAGAAAAACUGGGCACUCUGCUGCCCUUGCAAAAAGUUUAUCCUGGAAUACAGUCCCACAUACAUAUUGAAAACUGUGACUUGAGUGAUCCUACUGUGUACCUAUAGAUGGAGGACAACUCAUCUUCUAAAAAGACAGCCAUCUUCUUAAAACCUAGGCACCUAUCCUGCUUUUCAAUAAAUUUGUGCUCAAAGAGAACCAUGACGAAUGAAAGAAAGAAAAAAGCAUUUUGAUUUCAA
This is a messenger RNA of Capra hircus (goat), 823 nucleotides long. RefSeq names its product leukocyte cell derived chemotaxin 2 (gene LECT2). The transcript is spliced from 4 exons. NCBI's taxonomy places the organism in Eukaryota, Metazoa, Chordata, Mammalia, Artiodactyla, Bovidae. The record is from RefSeq and is a predicted model, not a curated record. Bases 236 to 691 code for a protein of 151 amino acids.